AUGAUCUCACCGAUCCUUCAAACCGACUUGCAUCUUGGGUUGGUGAUGGGGAUUGCUCGCGGAUGGCAUGGAAUCGUUUGUCACAAUAUUACCGGCCAUGUCAUUGAGCUCAAUCCGAGAAGUUUUUCUUUCCAAGAAUAUUAUGAUGCCUUCCACGAUCGUGACUACGGGAGACACCUCCUUAGCGGUAAGAUCAAUCCUUCUUUGCUCAACUUGAAACGUUUGGUGCGCUUGGACUUGAGCAACAAUGAUUUUGGAGGAACUCAUAUUCCCAAAUUCCUUGGUUCUCCGGGGAGUUUGAAAUACCUUAACCUAUCUCGUGCUCGGAUUUGGAGAGCCUUUGAUUGGUUAGAGUUGAUAAAUAAUGCACUCCCUUCUUUGGUACGAUUACAUUUGUCAUAUGUCAACUUCCUCCGAUUCCUCCACUUGUCAAUGUCAACUUUUCGGAACUUGAUCCGUCUUGGAAUCGAUUCAAUUCUUCGAUACCCAACUCGGUUGUAUGGUUUUAGUCGUCUUGAGCUUCUCAACCUUGGAUUCAAUAACUUGCAAGGUGAAGUUUCAAGUGCCAUUGAAAACAUGACCUCUCUUAUCGGUCUUCACUUGUCGAGCAAUGAUGAACUCGAAUUCAAUCGAGGAAUCCUCGCAUCAUUCAAAAACCUUUGCAAUUUGAAGGUCUUAUCUUUUUCAUCCCUUAAACUGAAACAAGAUAUAGCCGAGGUCUUUGAAAUUCGUUAG
Messenger RNA from Dovyalis caffra, 735 nucleotides. Lineage: Eukaryota; Viridiplantae; Streptophyta; Magnoliopsida; Malpighiales; Salicaceae. The record is from the annotation of a GenBank genome assembly.